CCUCCUCCUCCUCCGGACUCCAGAGCUACUAACGCCGGUAGGUUAGCUGCUGUCGGUCUGUCAGCCGGAGACUCUGAGUGUAAAGGCUUUGAUUUCUCAGCUCCACCGCCCUGGAGGAGACCGCGGAAACGGCUCUGUGCGAUACCCCCCAACUAGCAAUAACUGCAAGGAGACAAGUGGACAAAACAUAAUCCCUCUACAGAAUCCCACUUGGAGAGCAGAACACUACUCCUAACACGCAACAAAAGAAAAGAACGGCACCUGAGUGACCAGCUAACAGACACGUUGAACUUUGACCAGCCGGGGCUUGAGAUAAAUGGCUGACAAGCAGAUCAGUUUGCCUGCCAAAUUGAUCAAUGGGGGGGUCGCUGGCUUAAUCGGUGUGACCUGUGUGUUUCCCAUUGACCUGGCCAAGACUCGCUUGCAAAACCAGCAAAAUGGAUCUCGCCUUUACACCAGCAUGUCAGAUUGCCUUAUUAAGACCAUCCGAUCAGAGGGGUAUUUUGGGAUGUACCGAGGCGCUGCGGUGAACCUGACACUAGUCACGCCAGAGAAAGCCAUCAAAUUGGCCGCUAACGACUUCUUCAGGCAUCACCUCUCCAAGGAUGGAAAACUCACUCUGUUCAAAGAGAUGCUGGCUGGGUGCGGGGCAGGUACAUGCCAGGUUAUUGUCACAACUCCUAUGGAGAUGUUGAAAAUCCAGCUCCAAGACGCUGGACGAAUUGCUGCUCAGAGGAAGCUGAUGCCAGAGACGGUGGCAGCAGGUACUGUGGAAACCAAGUCUCCGACAGCCAUGCAGCUCACCAGAGAAUUACUGAGGGAAAAGGGCAUUGCUGGGCUGUACAAAGGCCUUGGUGCCACAUUGCUCAGGGAUGUUCCUUUCUCUAUCAUCUAUUUCCCCCUUUUUGCCAACCUGAAUGAGCUGGGAAAAAGAGGCGCAGAAGGUCCUGCUCCUUUCUACGUGUCCUUUAUAUCAGGCUGCCUUGCAGGGAGCACAGCGGCUGUUGCUGUCAACCCUGUUGAUGUUAUAAAGACUAGACUGCAGUCCCUGAACCGAGGGAGCACAGAAGACACGUACAGUGGAGUGACUGACUGUAUCAGGAAAAUCAUGCGUAACGAGGGCCCAUCAGCUUUCCUGAAGGGAGCCUACUGUCGAGCCUUGGUCAUUGCACCUCUGUUUGGCAUCGCCCAGGUGGUCUACUUUCUGGGUGUGGGUGAAUUUCUUCUCAGCUUCUUGCCUAAAAAAGACAACUAAGAAGCAUCUCCUUUCUGCCUUCCCCCUCCCAUAAUGCAUCACACCAACUACGUGAGGAUUCAUCUCAUUCUGAAGGAAAUUCUCGAUAGGUCAUAGCAUGACCAGUCAGUGUAUUUUGUUUUAAAUCUGUUAUGUUGAAUGUUAAAAUGUUAAAUAGUUCAGGAGGGAGCCUUUGUUUGCCAAGCUGCCUACGGUGGCACACAAAAUUCCAGUCGGCAGGCUCAGCUAGCUCUCUGGAAAUGAAGCCACAAAUAUCAGUUGAAGUUUUAAAAGGAUUAUUGCUUUAUCAUUUCAACAUUUUAUUGCAUUUUUGAAUAUGAUUGUUGAAUUUUCAAAGUAGAUGUACUGCCCUCGGUUGCUGCAGUUCUGCAAACCCUACAGUACCUAAUUUCUUAAAUUCCAUUAGCCUUUUAAUGACAGAGAAGACCUUAGCAAUCCAUUUUAAAUUAUAAAUUGUAAUUAGCUUAAAUUAAAAAAUGAAAUGCACAGUCUUUACUUAGAAAGAUAUUUGAGAAUAUUACGUCUGGUAAAUUGUUGUUUUCCCCAGAUCUUGUGUCUUAAAAGUUAACUCACAUAGAAUUAGAGUAAAAGACACGCCUGCGUUUCAGACAAAGACCCAGGCACAAUGUGUUGAUGUGAUACCAGCACAGAUCCCUAUGAUCUUUCCUGAGAAGCCACAUCCCUUCCUGUAAGUGGUUGUAAUGAACUCAGCCAUUCAGCUCUGAGCACACUUUGAUUGCCUUGGCUUUUUACGUAGAUCAGGUUCCAUGUGAUAUUUAGUGCUACCACAAUGGUUCGGCUGUUUUAGCUCCUUGAAAGACAUCUCAGAUUCAUGGUUACACACUGGACUGAAGCAACAUUGUACAACAUUUGGGCAUUAUCAACAAAAAGAUGCAUGUUCCCACUGGUUAAACCUGAUACAGAAUCACACACACACACAAAAAACUGCUGCUACAUGACUUUCAAAACUGUACAUCAUGUUGUACCUCUGACCACACCCUAAUCAGGGAUGUAGCAGCAGGAGUUUUGCCUUUGUGAACGACGGGAAACACCUGCUGUGACAUCACUGAUUGGAUUGUGGCCCAAAGUGAGCAGCGGUUUUCUGCCAUGUGUGAUUCGUCGUGGAUUCAGAUGAAAGCAUUGGUUGUGAACACUAAAUGGGCUGAAAGUAAUUUUAAUAGAAAGCCACAUUAUUAGCAAUUAUGCUGACAAAUGGUCUGACAUCACCUGCUGACAUGUGCGGGUACAGUCAUCCAUUGUGGAGCCACUAAGUCAGGAGCAGCUCAUGCCCCUUAGAUACACACCUAAUUAAUUUUGUUUACAGUUGAAUUUUAAUUCUUUGUCCAAACUUGAAUUCAGUGGCAGGACCCAAAGAGCUAAUGAAAAACCAUUCUUUAUCACAGAAAUCAGUACCGAUGUGUUCUCAGUGUUCUAUGAGUUUUUUUACCAAACAUCUCUGCUUGUUUGCUUUAGAGGUUUUGUUUGCUUUAAGCUGCGAGGGAAAGCAGCCCUGUCCUAUCUUGUUUAUGCAUCACAACAACUGAAAGCCCUGCCAUUGGUUUAUCUCGUCGGAGAUCAAGGUGACUUUGAUGUGUGUUAUCCAAUCACAUUCCUUCCUUGCUCCCACUCUUCAAGCAGCUCGUCAAUUGUACUGUUGCACUGUAGACACACGAUGCAACUUUUCAAUGUAAUAUCAUUCGUGGGAGUGAGCUUUAUUUAUCAAGAUUCCUUUCUAUAGGCAGUAUAGCACUAUAUAUUUGUAUGUGUCGUUUUUUUUUCUGUGUCAAAGUGUCCACCUUAACUAUAUUGUACAUAUGCAGAUGAUAUGAACUUUAUGUUAUAGGAUUUAUUCUUUGUUUUGUACAUGAUGGCUUAUUUGCACACCUACCUCUCCAGCUCCCCCCUUCCCCCCCUUCAAUUCAUAUCGUGGUGAUUUUAUGUUAUGAUGAUGUGGACAUAUCAAAUGAAGUAAUUUUAAUGCAACAAGCAUCAUUUGAUUUUAAAUGCAGCAUAUUAAUGAGGUUUUUUAUUUUACUGUAUGCAAAGGGGAACACUAGUUUAGAUCUUGUUCGAUGGUUUUCUUGGAGGUGCCAUUUCUCUCGAGCGGUUGGUUAAGUGUGUGGGUCAACCGGUUUCCUACUGUUUAAUCACCUGGGACCAAAUGAAGCAUCGUAUAAUGCUCGUAGACAUGUAGUUAGUUUUAAAGGGAAUGACUUAUGGCACAGUUAUGGAAAUGAAAUGUAAUAUGCCCUGGACAAGGCCAGUAGGGACCUGUAGUCACCAGGCUGUAAUGUAGGUCUGUUUGAAUGGUGCUUCUCUCACGAGGCUGCUGCAAUAUAACGGUGGCAGCGCUAACGACCAAGGCUGUACUGACUGAAUCACAUGUGAGCUAAUCUCAGCGUUCUCAAUGUUUUACCUGAAAGCCAUAGGUCAGGGAGGGACUACUAGACAUCCACUGGCACCUCCAGCUGUGACGGCACAAGCUGAGCCAACUCGGCUUCAUUAGAUUACUUGUUGUAGUUUGUUGACAUUCCGAGUUCAUCUCAUAUACGCUAAUAUUAUGAUCACAAUGCCUAUUUUUUGUGUGUGUGUGUGUGUUAUUGAGAUUAUUGUCGAUUAAGAUCUUUUGAACCCCCGCACCCCUCCCCUCACCGUUUUUAAUCUGUUUUUCGGUUGAAUCUUGAAAAUGUCGUGCGAGUCGUUUUGUUUUACUCAGCUGUGAAUUUCCACUGACCUUGUGCAUUUGGUUCUGUAUGUGUGUCUGACGGUGUAGUGCUGUAGUUGAUGUGUAGUCGUUAGUGUGACUCUGCAGUAUUUUUCUCUUUAAUUGUCAGUCCGAUGCUCUCUCUCUCUCUCUCUCUCUCUCUCCCUCCCCUGUUUUUCAUUCUAUCUGUCACACUUCCUCUGCCAUCUACUCUAUCCAGCAUCCACCGCCAGGGUGCAGGGUAAACACAGAGGAACUUUUAAAACACCAAAUGUAUGACUUAGAGUGUAUACAAUCAAAGAAAGCACAAAGGAUUAUUAGGCACAAGAGACCACGUGGCCCACUUUCGAGUUCUUGGAAAUCCGUGUGCUGCUUUUGCAGAUAUGAAUAUUAUUUCUGUGCAGAUGUUGAUUGAAAUGAACUUUAUAGUCUUGUAAGAAAAGUUUAUCUUUGUCUGUAAAACUGGAUCCAUAGGGCUGAGACGACAGGUCAUUAUAAGAGACCCACGCGAUGGCGUCCACUAUGUUACCCCAUCAGCAGUUAUCCACAAAAUGUAUAUCGCCUACAUAUUCUAAAUGAAUCAGAUAUAAGAAUGUAACUUAGAUAUUAUAAGAUGUAUUAUAAUUAUAGUGAAGAGUUUAUUACAUUUUAAUCUAAAGAUUUGUGCUUUACACGUUCACUGAAAAAUUCAUGAACCAGCUCACUGAUAUGCAAUAAGUAGAAACCACACACAGACACACCACGGAUGGAAAAAGACAAAAAAAAAACACACAGAAAAGAAAAACACCUGUCAAUCACAACAUCACUCAAUGUAUGAAUAAUGCAACUGGGGACCUUGGAGGCCUUUUGGGGUCUGAGCUCACUUUAGGCCUCUUUUCUCUUCCUCCAAGAGGAAUUGUGCAUCAUAGCACUUUAAAACAAGGACCCCCCACCCCCACUGUCCACCUAUGAAGUCUCUCUCUAUGACGUAGAGGGUGUUUAUGAAUAUGUGUGGUGAAUGACACAGUUGUCCCAGACAUUGUUUACAAUGCGAUGGAAAAAAAAAAAAAGAAGAAAAUAUUGUGUUCCCUGUCACAAUUUGCUGUUAAAUAAAAUGACUGUCCUUAAAUCGA
Messenger RNA from Stegastes partitus (bicolor damselfish), 5071 nucleotides. RefSeq names its product mitochondrial glutamate carrier 1. The record is from RefSeq and is a predicted model, not a curated record. The transcript has 11 exons. Gene Ontology annotation, molecular function: L-aspartate transmembrane transporter activity; L-glutamate transmembrane transporter activity. The coding region runs from base 317 to 1255 and encodes 312 amino acids. Gene Ontology annotation, biological process: aspartate transmembrane transport; malate-aspartate shuttle; L-glutamate transmembrane transport. NCBI's taxonomy places the organism in Eukaryota, Metazoa, Chordata, Actinopteri, Pomacentridae.